Panicum virgatum (switchgrass) is the source of this 417-nucleotide messenger RNA. RefSeq names its product zealexin A1 synthase-like. Lineage: Eukaryota; Viridiplantae; Streptophyta; Magnoliopsida; Poales; Poaceae. The transcript has a single exon. The coding region runs from base 1 to 417 and encodes 138 amino acids. The record is from RefSeq and is a predicted model, not a curated record. Gene Ontology annotation, molecular function: oxidoreductase activity, acting on paired donors, with incorporation or reduction of molecular oxygen; monooxygenase activity; iron ion binding.
AUGGCGUUUCCGGUGUAUCUGCUUCUCCUCCCUCUCCUGGCCAUCCUUCCGUUCGUCUGCCUGCGCCGCGCCGUGUCACGCCGGCGAGGCGCCGAUAUUGCCCAACUGCCUCCAUCUCCGCCCCUUCUGUUUCCACGUGAGUGCAGGAGCGCGUGCCAAGUGCUUGGAUUCAGUGUUCCGAAGGGCGCCAUGGUUCUCGUGAACGCAUGGGCUAUCAGCAGGGACCCCAAGUAUCGGGACACGCCUAAGGAAUUCUUUCCGGAGAGGUUCAAGCGUUCCAAGGUCGAUUUCAGGGGAACCGACUUCGAGUACACGCCAUUCAGGGCAGUGCGUCGGAUGUACCCGGGCAUAGCGUUCGCGUUCGCGUUCGCGAACAUGGAGCUCGUGCUGGCAAGCCUCAUGUACCAUUUUGACUAG